UUCAAAAAGACAAACCUAUUCCCUUACCAUCUCUGUUUCGCAUCAGACACGCCAUGAACGAAGGACCGUCGUUGAUGGCAGUAUCAACCAUGUUUCCUGCAAAUCAAUUAUCCCAUACCAUCCUCCUCAAUUCUCUCCCUUGAGCCCCCCUCUCGUCAAUCUCGUGCCUCGAUCCCGCCUUCGUUUCAUCCCUCGCUUCAACAUGCGCGUCCCGCGUUUCACCAGCAUUCCAGUAACACUCCCAUCCCAUCUCAAACGAGAUUCUUUAAAAACGAUACGCUGCUCGGGCAUCAACAUCCCUUCGACAAUGCCGUCCUCUCACCCUCCAGAAACGGGAUACCAUGAUUAAGCAAUCGCUGUUCCUCUUCAUCGCAGCCGCAACCCUUACCCAUGCGGAUACGAUUCAUCAAAACCCAAUCAUCGCCGAGGCAUGCCCUCUACUUUCCCACGCCCAAUGCCACAUAUCAGGCCCCUUCAAUCCGCUGGAGCUGGAAGUGAACACAUCCCAAAUCAUCACUCCACCCUAUGUCUCCCAAUCUCAUGUCCAAGAUAACCCCCCUCCACCACCCGCACCAGAAGAAGAAGAUCUUAAAGAAACCGACUACUCCCCCUGGACCACCCCACCCCAAUGCUUCACCAACGCCAACCUCACUUCCCCCAUCUGCGUCUUCACCGACGCAACCUUCGCCUCAGGCCGGGGCAUCUCCAUCAUCACGACCGCCGAGCGCGCCUACGCCCUGCUGAACAAACCCGCAUUCACCCAUCCGGACCUGCUAAGCAGCGUUAACAUAAACCAAAACCAAAACCACACACACUCCGCACCGCCUUAUGAACUGCGCAACAUCCCCGGCCGAGGCAGGGGCCUCAUCGCAACCCGCACCCUGCACCGCGGCGACCCCAUCUUCGCAAGUACUCCGAUCCUGCUCCUCGACGCCGCUGCUUACGACCUCGCGCCCAACGAAACCUCCUUUUUGACCAAUCUCGCCAUAGCCAAUCUGCCGACCGCAUCGCGUGUCCAAUUCUGGAAACUCCUCGGCCACUCCGCCUCCUCCUCCUCCUCCUCCUCCUCGGACCCCAACCCCAUAGAAUCCCGCAUCACCACAAACGCCUUCCAAGUCUCCAUCAACGACGUGGAGCACUACGCCCUCCUCCCCACGACCUCAAUGCUCAACCACGACUGCCGCCCCAACGCAGACUACUUCUUCGACUCCGCCACCCUCCUCACGCACCACGUCCACGCCACCCGCACCAUCUACCCGGGCGAGGAGAUUACCAUUACAUACAUCUCCAACGAGAAACCCCGACACAAAAGAAGGCAGAUGUUGAAGCAGAAUUGGGGCUUCGAAUGCAAGUGCUCGGCGUGCGCGGCGCAUCCCGCGCUUACGAAGGAGUCGGAUGAGAGGGUCAUGCAGAUUGGGAUGUUGAAGAAGAGGUUGAGGCGGUGGGAGGAACGAGGGGGUGAUGAUGACGAGAAUGAGGAUGAUGAGGAUGAUGGAGAAGUGAGAGUGACGCCUGCGAUGGCAGACACGCUCAUAAGUUUAUACGAGCAGGAGCGGCUGUGGACGGGCAUAGGCGAGGCGUACCGGUUCGCGGCGCAGGUGUAUGCGGCGUUUGGGAGGGAGUGGGGUGCGGUGAGGUACGCGCGGUUGGCGGUCGAGUUUGGGAUGCUCGCGAGGGGGUUCUAUGAUGAGGAUGUUUUGCUCAUGAAGGGGUUGGCGGCGGAUCCGAGGUCGUUCUGGGGUUGGGGGAGGGAGGUUGCACGGACGGAAGAGGGUUCGGAGGCGGGAAGGGGGUAGAUGCUGGAAGGAUUGCAUUAUAUGGUUAGAGAGUCGUCACGUCACUUCAGCAAACAUGGGCAGCGACGAUAAAAGAAUGAAGAAAAAGCCCAUGCAGAGAUUGGAAAAGUUUAGAAGAGAAAAACAAUGCAUCUCACGCCUACAGACCAAACAGACAAAACACCUGCAAUGCGAACAUGUCCCACACAACCCUGAAAUCCCCUUCACACCCAGCCCAGUAUUCUUCCACUAAUACCUCAAACUCUCCUCAAACAACCCCCUCAACUGCUCCCUCUCAGCCUGCAAAUCCCCCAUCUCCAAAUUCGGCGCCAACAUCAACACCCUCGCC
Westerdykella ornata is the source of this 2124-nucleotide messenger RNA. Its product is annotated as SET domain-containing protein. The record is from RefSeq and is a predicted model, not a curated record. Gene Ontology annotation, molecular function: protein binding. The transcript is spliced from 2 exons. Bases 342 to 1796 code for a protein of 484 amino acids. Lineage: Eukaryota; Fungi; Ascomycota; Dothideomycetes; Pleosporales; Sporormiaceae.